Haliotis rubra (blacklip abalone) is the source of this 2634-nucleotide messenger RNA. RefSeq names its product xaa-Pro aminopeptidase ApepP-like. Bases 1 to 2154 code for a protein of 717 amino acids. Lineage: Eukaryota; Metazoa; Mollusca; Gastropoda; Lepetellida; Haliotidae. The record is from RefSeq and is a predicted model, not a curated record. The transcript has 21 exons. Gene Ontology annotation, molecular function: metalloaminopeptidase activity.
AUGACCCGGGGAACAUUCGCAGUUUUACUUGCCGUAGUGGCACUGGCGUCAUGUGACUCCUUAGGUCAAGGUCAACCACAUGUACGGCACCGACGUUUAGCCGUGGAAGACAGACCGAACUGCCAACCCGGGGCGACGCCACCCCCGACUGUGGUCGAUACAACUGAGCGCUUACAUGACAUCAGACAGUUGUUAGCGGCAUGGCCCGAUGGAGGUAUAGAUGCUUACAUCGUGCCUAGCGAGGACGCCCAUCAGAGCGAGUACCCGUCGGAUUAUGACCAAAGACGAGGCUACAUAUCUGGCUUCACCGGAUCAGCAGGCACGGCGGUAGUCCUGGCGACUCAUGCGGCGGUAUGGACAGACGGACGCUACCACCUGGAGGCGGAGGAUACCCUGGACUGUAACUGGAUACUCAUGAAACAAGGGGUCGAAGGUGUCCCGUCCAUCUCUGACUGGUUGGUGGACCAGCUGAAGAACAUACCUGGAGCCAGGGUGGGCGCGAACCCCUUCCUCAUGAAUGCCCGUACAUGGACAUCCUACUCGACCAUUUUCGCAAAGGCAGGGAUAUCGAUGGUAGAGGUCAACGAUGACCUUAUCGACCAGAUCUGGAUUUCCGAUCGGCCCCCACAGCCCAGCACCGCUAUAAAUGCUCUGCCAAUGGAAUAUGCAGGGAGGAGGUGGGAGGACAAAGUCAAUGAUGUGAGAAACAAAUUUGAUUCAAAGGGAGCAGGGGCAUACAUUGUGACCAGCCUUGACGAGACUGCAUGGUUGUUCAACGCCCGUGCUACCGACAUCACCUACAACCCGUUCUUCAUCUCAUACGCCAUCGUAGAGACGAAUAGAGUCAGGCUAUAUCUACUGAACCACAUAAGCAAGUUGACGGACAAUCCGACAGAUGAAGCCACCACUGAGAAGUUGAAUGAACAUCUGAACACAGGGACGGAUGGCUCCUGUACAUCACAAGACAUCUGCGUGGAGGUGUUGGCCUACAAUGCCACAGCAGUGAUUGAAGACAUCAAAGCUAUCGCGAAAAGCAACGUCAGCAUAUGGGUGUCACUGCUCUGUAACCAGGCUAUAUACAGCGCCAUACCUGAGGAUCAGAGAAUCCAUGACAAGUCCGCCAUUGCGUUAAUGAAGUCUCAGAAGAAUGAAGUAGAGAGAGCUGGAAUGCAGGCUGCACAUAUCCGUGAUGCAGUGGCCCUGAUAGAAUUCAUGGAAAAACUCGAACGUGAAGUGAAGGCAGGAGAAUACUGGUCCGAAGUUACUGCUGAUGCUGAUCUCAAAGAGCACAGACUCGAGCAGGAUAAAAACCGUGGACUGAGUUUCGGCUCCAUAGCUGGGUCUGGAUCUAACGGCGCCAUUAUCCACUACCGCCCCACCGACGCCACAGACAAACAGAUCACCACAUCAGAUAUGUUCCUUCUUGACUCGGGUGGACAAUAUCUUGACGGCACCACCGACGUCACCAGGACCUUCCAUUUCGGCGUUCCCACUGACUAUCAAAAGGAGUGCUACACCAGAGUACUGAUGGGUCACAUCAACCUGGCCCUGCUCAAGUGGCCAAAGGGACUCCUUGGUAUGACAGAACUUGGUAUUGCAGGUCGAGAAAUAGACGCCAUAACGCGAGCCCCCCUAUGGGAAGUUGGACUAAUAUAUCGCCACGGCACAGGGCACGGGAUAGGGGCUUACCUCAGCGUCCACGAGGGACCCGGCAGAAUCUCCCUGUCCCAUGCUCUCAAUCCCAGUGAUGAAGCUCUCGACCAAUACAUGUUCUUCUCAGAUGAGCCAGGUUACUACGAGGACGGGCAGUUUGGAAUUCGACUUGAGACAAUUGUAAUGGUUGAACAGGCCAACGUUAUAUAUCCAUUCCCUGACACAGAGUAUCUGGGCUUUCGACCCAUCACUUUGGUGCCUUAUGAGCCUCAUCUUAUCAAGACGGAGAUGCUUAGCACUAAACAGAUCCAAUGGCUCAACGAUUACCACAAGCGCGUUGAGGAGGAGAUUGGACCAAAGCUGAGUGAAGCUGGACUGCAGUGGGUGAAGACGAGAACCCAGUCCAUCUCUACGCAGACUGCGAGCUCCGCACAGCGCCAUGCACCAGCUUUGCUACUCACUGUAUUGUGUAUCGUCUUGUGGCGGAGUUAUCUUAAUUGACAAAUCACGCAUUGGAGUCAUUUGUAUUGAUAGCCAGUUUAACGUCUGGGUGUGAGAACAUAUACACUUGUCAAAAGAUGGGUGCAGACGUCAUUAUCAAGAGAAAUAAUUAUUCUCUCAAUAUCACUUCCAAUAUCACUUAAUCAAUUCAUUAAUAGACAAGGGAAGUAAGGUAAACCAAAUUAAGGUGGCAUGUAUCCUGUAAUCGGGUGGUAAUGUAUGGUUGAUCUGACCACUGAUUUAAUAAGGUAAACGUGUGUUAAAAUGACAUUGUUUUGUUCAUCUUCUUGUGAAAAUUUCAAUGAAUAUACAAAUUACCCCUAACAUAUAUACACACCUACAUAAAUUAAGACACAUCUAUCGAGUCCAAAGAUCCUUUCACAUUAUGAGAUAUCAUAAUAUAAUACCGAUAAUUGUUUAAACUGCAAAAUACAUUUCCGUAACCCCAAGUUCUUUAUUGCUAUUAAACAGUUGAUUUCU